GCACGCUGCGGGGACUUCUGUGCUCGAGCCGUCGGGGCUGCGGCUGGACGCGCUCCGUGAUUGGCUGGCGCGGGAGCGCCGGCAGCGCCGGCCGGAAGUGGCGCGGCGGGGCGGGGGCAGCGGAGCCGCCGAGGCGCGGCGGCAGAAUGCCACGAUGGCCGCGGGCUGCCCCCGGCUCCCGGACACCGUCCUGUUCGAGAUCUUCCUGUACCUGGACCACGCCGACGUGCUCUCGGUGGCGCUUGUCUGCCAGCAGUGGCGCGCCGUGGCCCGCGACGAGUUCCUGUGGAAGGAGCUGUUCUACCGCUACUACCGCGUGUCCCGGGAUGUGCCGCGGCACCCAGGUGCUGUCUCGUGGUACGAUGAGUUCCAGAGGCUCUACGACACCAUCCCUUGUGUGGAGGUGCAGGCCCUGAAGGAGCACAAUGACCAGGUUUUGCACCUGAGCUUCUCCCACUCUGGCUGCCUGUUUGCAUCGUGCUCCAAAGACUGCACGGUCAAGAUCUGGAGCAAUGAGCUGGACAUCUCCCUGCAGCACAGCUCCAACAUGAGGCCAUACAACUGGAGCUACACCCAGUUCUCCCAGUUCAACUCGGAUGACUCCCUCCUGCUGGUAUCCGGUGUCUUUGUGGGGCCUCACAACUCCUCCUCGGGGGAGAUUGCUGUGAUCAGCAUGGAGAACUUCACUCUGCUUUCCAGGGUGAGGAAUAAGCCCUAUGAUGUGUUUGGCUGCUGGCUGAAUGAAACCAACUUGAUAUCAGGCAAUCUGCAUCGGAUUGGGCGCAUCACCUCCUGCUCGGUGCUGUGGCUGAACAAUGCUUUCCAGGGCAUUGAGUCUGAGAAUGUGAAUGUAGUGAAGAGACUGUUCAAAAUCCAGAACCUGAAUGCCAGCACCAUCCGGACUGUGAUGGUGGCUGACUGCAGCCGGUACGAUUCCCCGGAUCUGCUCCUGGACUACGAGGAGCAGCUGGCUGCUUCCUCCACCUGCCCGCUCUUUGAUCUCGGCAGUGACAGUGAGGAGGAAGGGGCCAAGCCCAAGCCGCCUCCAGAGCCAGCCGUACAGGAAUUGCCGGAUGCUGGGGCUGUGCCAGCAGAGCAUGGGCUGCAGCAGCUCUUUGAUGGUAUCAUGGAGGGCCACGUGAGGCCUGCCCUGACCGAGACAGAGCUGGAGACAAAGGUGGCCGAGCUGUUUGUGCGAAACAGAACUAAACCGCCCGAGCCAAACCUGCUCCCCACAGACAGCAACAGCAAGACAAAGUACUUGAUCUUCACCACAGGAUGCCUCACCUACUCCCCGCACCAGAUAGGGAUUAAAAGGAUCCUGCCCCAUCAGAUGACGACGGCAGGGCCAGUGCUGGGGGAGGAGCGGCGCUCGGAUGAGUUCUUUGACUCCCUGGAUCACGUCAUCGACAUCCACGGGCACAUCAUUGGCAUGGGCCUCUCCCCUGACCACCGGUACCUGUAUGUGAACAGCCGGGCCUGGCCGCGGGACUGCGUCAUCUCGGACCCGAUGCAGCCGCCUCCCAUCGCCGAGGAGAUCGACCUGCACGUGUUUGACCUGAAGACCAUGAAGGAGGUGAAGCGAGCGCUGCGCGCGCACCGGGCCUACACACCCAACGAGGAGUGCUUCUUCAUCUUCCUGGACGUCAGCAGGGACUUUGUAGCGAGUGGGGCAGAGGAUCGACACGGCUACAUCUGGGACCGGCACUACAACAUCUGCCUGGCCAAGCUGCAGCAUGACAACGUGGUGAACUCGGUGGCAUUCAGCCCGGUGGAGCAGGAGCUGCUGCUAACAGCCAGUGAUGACACCACCAUCAAGGUGUGGCGGUCCCCGCGGGCCGUGCGCAUCCGCCAGGCCAGGAGGCCUCGGCCCAGGAAACUGCUCUUCUCCUGGCUCUUGAACCAGAAAAGCUGAACCCAGGUACAUCUGCUCCUGCAGCUUCCUCACUGCAGCACCUCCUUCUGAUCUCACAGAGCCCUGAGCCCUGCACAGGGAUGAGCUCUAGGCACACAAAUCCUAUGGCUGAGCCAGGAGGGGCCCUGGCAGCAGGAGU
Passer domesticus (house sparrow) is the source of this 2054-nucleotide messenger RNA. RefSeq names its product F-box and WD repeat domain containing 5 (gene FBXW5). Gene Ontology annotation, cellular component: SCF ubiquitin ligase complex; Cul4-RING E3 ubiquitin ligase complex. Bases 155 to 1915 code for a protein of 586 amino acids. NCBI's taxonomy places the organism in Eukaryota, Metazoa, Chordata, Aves, Passeriformes, Passeridae. The transcript has 9 exons. Gene Ontology annotation, biological process: protein ubiquitination. Gene Ontology annotation, molecular function: protein binding. The record is from RefSeq and is a predicted model, not a curated record.